Messenger RNA from Saprolegnia diclina VS20, 849 nucleotides. RefSeq lists its product as hypothetical. NCBI's taxonomy places the organism in Eukaryota, Oomycota, Saprolegniomycetes, Saprolegniales, Saprolegniaceae. The transcript has 3 exons. Bases 1 to 849 code for a protein of 282 amino acids. The record is from RefSeq and is a predicted model, not a curated record.
AUGGACGCCGACCAGUGUAUCGACAUUCGCACCUCCAAUAGCAGCAGUAGCAGCAGUUGUGGCUCGAGCACGACCUCGGACAACGACAGCGACAUCGAGAGUGCAGUCGAUGACGACGGCACGAGCAAGCAUUCGGCUGCGCUCGAUUCGCUGGCGUGGGCACCGAUCCUCGUCGCUGUGGUCGCGAUCCCGACCGACGUCGUCACAGUUCUAUGGGGCUGCCACCACCCGCACAUCGACUGCUCUGCAGCGUACCCAACACUCGGCGUGGCCGCGCGCCACCGGCCGCAACUGUAUACCUACCUCGUUGGCACCGUUGUCGUGAGCGUGCUCUUCCUGACGACAGCCGCCCUCUUUGCAUGGUUUCUGCACUUGUCGCUGCCGCCGACGCACCGGCGAAUGGUAAUUAGCGUGCUGCUCGGUGGCGCGCUCACCGCCAUCUUGCUCGUCGUCGUUGCCAUCCACGAUACGCAGGGCCAUCCCGCCGGCGUCUCCCUCCUCUCCACCACAAGCUUUCUCACAACGUGGGCGACGCUGCUUCUCAUGCAGCACGCGCGCCGCACAGCUUUUGUCUUGCAUCGGACCAAGGACGUGAGCGAGCGACACCGACGCCUUCGCGGCAUCGCGAUCGGCGAGUACGCUAUUGUACUGAGCGCGAUGGCGUCCGUCGCCUAUGUCGUCACGGCGUUGGUCACAAGCAGCAGCAGCAAACUAUUAGGGCCGGCCGUGUACGAAGGCUUUGUUGUCGCCAGCUGGAGCACGCUGGUGGCCUCCUUUGCGACCGAAAUUGGACGACUGACCCGCUUGGUCGAACAGCACGACUUGAACGAGCUUUCGCGCCAAAAGUAA